Messenger RNA from Aspergillus udagawae, 387 nucleotides. RefSeq lists its product as uncharacterized. Bases 1 to 387 code for a protein of 128 amino acids. The record is from RefSeq and is a predicted model, not a curated record. The transcript is spliced from 4 exons. NCBI's taxonomy places the organism in Eukaryota, Fungi, Ascomycota, Eurotiomycetes, Eurotiales, Aspergillaceae.
AUGGUCCGUCGCCGCCGUCGCGCGACGUUGGGUGAGAACAUUGAGUGCGAUAUGGAAAGGAUGAGAAGCCAGCCACAUUGGGUUCCUCAGCAGAAAGCCAUCUCUGGUCCACACGCAGUCAUCUUUGACCAUCUUCGACCACCGCCACAGCUGAACGUGGACAUGGACGAGGCGCUGAGCCUGCCUUGGGUCAACCUCGCGAGCUGGAACGACCUCCUGGUCAUGAUCAAGGAUGAGCCCAAGCACGUGAGCAACAUCUCUUGCAGGUUGGUGAAUGAGGGCUUGCGCAUGGUCGUGACCGCGUACCCCUACAUUCCCUUGUUCCUGGAUACCAUCGAGAACAUCGACGCGGACAAUCCCGGCUCCGCGGUGGCGAUCGUACCCUAG